Molecule: messenger RNA, 201 nt
Organism: Cylicocyclus nassatus
Lineage: Eukaryota; Metazoa; Nematoda; Chromadorea; Rhabditida; Strongylidae
Source: the annotation of a GenBank genome assembly
AUGUUUCCUUGUCCGCAUGCCCAUGCCGUCGCAACGUUUGUGCAGGAAGCCCGCAGCUUGUUGCGUCCCUUUCGAAGCCAGUUGAUGUGUGAAGACCCAUGCCUUCAAACAGAAGACGAUGCUGCAGAGCCUCAACUAUACACUCAAGAGCCGGAACAUGAUUAUGAGGAAGCCCCAGAUGAAGCACAUCCAAAUCCUUAG